ACUACCACUACCGACUGCACGGGCCAAGGCUGGCACACAUUGACAUCCUGGGAGCAAUGGCUGCCACCUUCCCCAGCCACAUGUCACCCCUGUAUGAAGCCGGCAGAAAACCGGUGCGUCCCGCCCGCCUUCCCCCAAUUCCCGGCACAGGCCGAGGCCUAGGGUUCAGGCUUCAGCCGGGGUCCAGGCCUCGCCUCCCGCACUCUGCAGACCACCACCCGUUCGUGCUGGAGCGAGGGCAGCCUCAGUCUGUGUGGGAAUUCCUGGGAAACCAGCCGUGCAGCCUGGCAGAGCUGCAGCAGUCAGUGGCCAUAGUGGGAGCCAACAUUGCACCGCCCGGAUGGGCCUGGAGAUCCCGGUUCGGACUCGUAUCCAAGGCCUUUGCUGUCAACCUCGGGACACACUCUUCUCACCGAGAAAACCGACCCAUCUCUGUCUGCGAGGACACGCAACGGGAUCUCCCAAGUGUGGUACAGCCAGAUGACGAGAGAACACAGAGUGUGGGCAAACUGCCCGAUCUCCAGCCUGGCACCGGGGAGUGGGCGGUCCAGGCACUAGCAAAGUGCAAACUCCUGGGCAAGACCAAGUUCUACUAUCUCAAGGUCCAGCAAAAUCAGGAGUUCAGGCCAUACGACCUCGUUGUGGUCCCCAAGGAGAAGGUGGACGCGGAACACUUUGUUUUCUCCACUUUUGGAGUCCUCUCCGUGUGUCCGAGCCAGGAGUCCCAGGUGAUGUCACUGGGAGAGUGGCAGCGGGAGGCCAUGGUGUGGAGGGCUCUGAGACACAUCCCAUUCUUCAAAAACUACCUCCUGCGCAAGGCGUUCACACAGUGGUACAGGAACACAAAGCAACAGAGUCUGCAGAGACGGUGUAACACACUGUGGACUUGCCUACUCCCAGCCACACCGCACUUUGGAGCAGCUUUGCUACACAUCUCCAGGCUGAUCCAGGAACUCUGGCUGGUGAAGUGGUUCCCCUUGGACAUGACAGAGCCUCUGACGCUGGCACAGUUCGAGCAUCUUCACCAGCGCCAUCUUUCCGAAGGCCGCAGAAUACUGGAGAAGUUCUUCACCUUCUGCAGUCAUAUCCUGCAACUGGUACAUAUGGACAGUUAUCAGAUGGUGGAGGACAGCAAGAAGCAGCUCUGGCUGACAGAGGACAACUUGCCCCGGGCAUCUGUGCACACUGCCCGGCUACAGCAAGAACAGGCGGAAAGAUGGCUGCAGGACGCCCGUCAGACGACCGAGAGCCUGGGGAGAUUGUCAUCACUGGUUACUCACAUGGCUGUCGAGAACCUCAUCAGUGUGGUGCAGAGCGAGCUGGACAGCUUCGUAAGAGCCAUGCUGCAGCGCAGGAACCCGGGCCAGACUGCGUUACUGAAGGUGAUGCUGAAGUUCGACGAGGCCAGGCGGUUUGCCAUCCAUCCGUGCCGCACAGAGCUGCUGGAGAAGAUGUCGUGGGUGCUGAGGUCUGUGGGUGAGAGCAUACUGGAGGUAACAGAGGGACUGCAGGAUGCCAAUUCCCCACAACUGGAGGAGCCAGAGACCAGGACAACAGAGAGAGAGUCUGCAGGGAGCACUAAGAAUGAAUGUGGAUGUGGCUUGUGCAGAACAUGUGAGAAACAGCACGCAGGAGGUUUUCGAGCCACGGUGACCAGAUUUGGUGACACGACGAAGCCACUGGGCUCUAAACAUUUCUGCUCCCUCCCCACAAAAUUGGUGUUGCGCUGUGACCAGGAUGACAGGGGGCUGCAUGUCAGCGGAGAACCUCUGCGACAUCACCUCUACCCGCUGUCCAGCAGUCUGCUGAGUGCAAUACUCAGCUCCGACCUGGGACUGACGAGGGCCCUCAAGACACAACAGCAGUUGAUUAAGGAUUCCCUGAAGGAGACACUCAAGUUCCGAAUCUGCAAAAUCUGGCUGCUGGAAACACUCCAAGCGAUCCGAGAAUGGGAUAUGACGGCUGUGGAACAGAUGUACAGCUGGAGACCGGAGCAGUUCCAAGAACUUAUUGCCAGGCUGAGAAGGUGGGAGGGCCGGGCAAGGAGGGUGGGCCCAAUGCUGGUCUGCAAGAACCACCUGCUGGUGUUGGACUGUACCUGCGUUCAGCAUGAGAUGGUUCCUGCGCUGGUGUCGAUGCUGCAGCAGAUCCUGCAGGUACUGAAGGACAAGGUGGACUGUCUGCUCUCCCAACUCACCACUGACCUCAGCACGGCUAUCGUAUGCCUUCAGGAGAAACCGGACGACACCAUCACCUUCGGCUCGUUUAUAAGCACGUUGGAUAACUACAACAGGACCACCCCGGAUUACCGGCGACAGUUGGAUUAUGUAUUGGGACUGGUCCAGAUUGUCCGUGUUGAGUUCCAGCAUCACACCUCAUACCAGGACAAAGAGGAGGAGCAGGUGGAGUACCUGUGGAACACCUUCCUCCAGGUGUGUAGAGAGGCAUCAGAGUUUGUCAGGGGUCGGCGUGACAGUGCACUUGACAACGUAGAGCAGAGACAGCAACUCCUCACUGCACAGGCACAGUCCAUAAACUGCGCUGUCAAUGCCGCCUCGUUCCAGGAACCCCGCCAGAAUCCAGCAGCCACACUGCGACAGCUGCAGGAAAUGCAGUGGCAGCUGCAUUCACUGGCUCAAGAUCUGCAGCAGCUGAGCCACACCCAGAAAGCCAUCAAAGGUCAGCCCCUCGAUCUUUCCUUUGUGUCAAAGCUAGAAAUAACUGUCAACACCAGGAGGGAGUUGUGGGACCUCUUCUACACAGCCUCACAGGAAGUCAAAGACUGGAGGAAAACAUUGCUGUCCCAGUUUAAACUGCAGCAGGUGAGGACUGAGUUGGACGGGUGGGUGUCGAUAGCCGAGCGACUCCGAGCUUCAGUGCCAUCCGAUGAUAGCAUCCUGUUGGCCUUUGACGAGGUGGUGUCAGAAUUCAAACGGUUCCUGCCAGUCCUGGCGGACAUGUCCCAGCCAGAGAUAAAGGAAAGACACUGGAAGUCCAUCUUCACAGAGAUGGGCGAGACCUGGCAUACAGAGUGGGAUAUGACGAUAUCAGAUCUUUUAGCAUACGAUCUGCCUGCAUACAGUGAAUUUAUCAGACAGGUCCUGGCUAAAGCAAGGAAGGAGUUCAAGCGUCACAAGCAGCUGCUGUCCGUGAAGAGGUUCUGGCAGAGCUGUCAGUUCCGGCUGGUCACCCACAUUGCCAUGGUUCAUGUUGUGGAACCUGGCCCCAGUGGAACUCAGCGACCCCGUGGACGCAAGCUUCAGUCACCCAAGGUCAGCUGGACAGCGAAAGACAGUGGGACCUUGAUCCUUAUUGAGAUCGAGAGGCUUCAGUGGUAUGUCGAGGACAGUAUGAUGAGUUUGAGUAUGAUCGUGUCGAGUUCUGUACCUGCCGAUGUCCAAGAUGAAGCCAGGAAGCUCAUGGAAGCGAUCGAGCACUUUGGUAAUCUUCUGGAAUUAUGGAAAAAUUUUCAGGAUAAGUGGGUCUUUCUGCACCGGAUCCUCUCUGAAAUGGAGAUGAAGUUUCGGACACCAGACCGUGUCAUGAUGUCCAACAUUAAGGAAGUGGAUGCAUUGUAUCGGCGAGUGAUCUCAGCUCUGUCUGCCAACCCCUCGAUUCAGUUGGUCCUCAACGGCCAGGACACCCUCAAGUUUGAGUGCAUGACCCUCCGCGAGAUCUUCAACGCAGGCAUCACAGCCAUGGAGCAGAUCACCGUGCAGAUGUCCAAUCUGCUGGAAUCUGCCCGUCGAGACUUUCCCCGGCUUCACUUUCUCAGUGAUGAUGAAUUGUUUUCUCUGUUUAUCCUGGAGCCUGAUCCCCGGAAACUCCUGCCCUUUGUGCAGAAGUGUUUCACAGAUGUACAGGACCUUCAGUGCGAGGCGACGGGGGAUGCCACCGUGCAGCUGGUCAUGCCUCAGGUUAACGUGCUGGCUGUCUACGGCCAGUGGAGGGAGCGCUUGGAGCUGCUAGCCCCACUCAGGCCUGGCCACACUGUGGUUAGCUGGUUCCAGAGGCUGGAGCUGGGUGUACAACAGAGUCUAUUCCGCGCCCUGGAAGCCUGCGUCCGAGAGGGCAUGGCAUCUGCCACAGACACCAACAGGACCGUGCUGCAGACAACGGACAAGUCCAACGCCUACAAGGCAGUGCAGCUGAUGGAACAGGUCACAAAGAUGGCACUGUCUUACCCAGAACAGUGCAUCCUCAUCACCGAGAACUUGUGUUGGCAGUGGGAGGUCAAGAAGGUGCUGUUUGCCCACUCGGCUACCAGGGCCUGGCUCUCGGCUCUCUACAGGGCUAAGGUAGACCGUCUAGCUCUGGUCAUUCGUAGGUUCUGCAAAUCCAUGACACAAAAGGCCGAGGAGCUGAGGCUGCUCUCCCUCCUUGGGAAUCUGACCGUCACCAUCAUCUAUCACCGUGAUCUCAGCCACCAUCUCAUAGCUUCCAACACAGACUCAGAGACCUCCUUCCAGUGGCAGAAACUACUCAAAUACAGGGUUGGCCUGGGCUGGCUUUUCCCCAAAAGGGAAGCCACGAAUCCUUCGGCCAACCCCUUUGACCCAUCAUCGCUAGAGCCGCCGCGGAAGCUGUUCGGUCUGAGGUGCUACGUAGACAUCCUGAGCACCAGCCUGUACUACGACUACGAGUACCUCGGUUCUGGCCGCCAGUUCGUGCACACACCUCUGACUGAUAGGACCUGCCUGGCACUGUUACUGGCCAUUCAGAACUUCAGUGCCUGUGCCCUGGUGGGGCCCUGUGGUACGGGUAAAUCUGCCACCCUCUCACAGCUUGCCCGUGCUCUGGGCUGCCAGCUGGUCACCCUGCGGUGCGGUGAAGGUAUGUCCUCCAACCUCCUCGCUCAGCUACUGAGGGGAGCUGUCCAGUCCGGCGCAUGGCUGCAGCUGAAGGACACAGAGCUCCUGACACCCGGAGCACUGUCCACCCUUGGGCAACAGUUAAUCACUAUUCAGGAUUCCUACAGGCAACUGACAACAACCUACAACUCCUGGAAACAGGACACUCUCUCUUCACAGCAACAGCCACGCAACAGCCUGACGGACGUGCCAGAGAGGGAGGGUGCUCCCCUGGGACUCAGGCGGACGACGAGUUCAGAGGACCUGAGGCUGUUGGACCCAACAGCUCUGGGAAGCAUCUUGUUCAAGGGAAGAGUGAUCCCAGCCAGAAUCAACUACGCUGUCUUCACAAGUUUCCCAGCAUUUGACUCGAGCACCCCUCUGCCUGAGAACCUGCGCAUUGCGCUGAGACCAGUCAGCGUGGUCCGGCCAGACAUCCUGGUCAUCAUCGAGGUCAAGUUGCUCACCCUUGGCUUCCUAAACCCUGCCAACCUGGCCAGGAAAAUUGGGCUGUUCUUCAAGCUGGCAAGGGACUCCAGUCUUUUUGGGGAUUACUGCUGCCUGUCGGCGGUGGAGGUGGUGGUGCAGGCAUCAGCCAAGAUCGUUUACCGAAUUCUGCGGGCGGCGCCCUCCACGCUGGCUGGCGACACAAGCAAAGGCCCUGCAGAAGGCAGCAGGGUCAUGCCUGCCCAGUCAGAUCGGGCUGGGCAGAGUGUGGCGGGGGACGUUGAAGGAGACCAGGAGAGAGGCAAGCCCUCACCAGCCGCUCAGUUUGAGUCAAUUCGAGAACUCGAGGAAUCCUCGGUACUGAGGGCUCUGUUGUCCACGUUCUCCUCAUCCACAGCCAGCCCUGAGCUGCGCCAAGAUCUGCAGGAUGUCUUGAGGGACCUGUUCCCCAGAGCCCAGACAUCUGUUCCCCAACAAGAGCACUCCCCCAUGCUCCUCGAUGCCAUUAGGCAGAGCCUUCUGGACACAGGACACGAGGUGACGGAGGAAGCGGUCAGUAACACUCUGGCUCUUUCCCAGGCACUCAGAAACAGCAGAGGGGUCAUCCUGUUCGGCCCUGCUGGCAGUGGCAAGACCACUUCAUACAGGGUCUUGUCACAGGCAUUGAAUCGGCUGUCUCGAGCUGACCUGGGGCAGACAGCUGGUUCCGGAGGGGAUGGCCUGAUGGGUUCACCAGUCAGUGUGACCGUCUACUUCCCCAACAGCCUGUCCUCAGCCCAGCUGCUGGGCUCCCUGCAGAAGCGAGCCUGGAUAAAGGGCGCGUUGAGCAGGAAGCUGAGUGAGACCGACCGCUGGGUACGGGAUAGAACGCACUCCAAGGACUUCAGGUCCCUUCAGGUGAAGCCCUUCUCGCGGCCGGAGCCGCUCCAGUGGGUGGUGCUGGACGGCGAGAUGUGCCUCGACUGGUUGCUGCCCGUCAGUGGGCUGCUGGCACAGGAAAACCGCCUCACUCUGCCCAGCGGAGAGCGACUGCCGCUGCCCGACCCCACCUCCCUCAUCCUGGAGACGUGCGAGCUGAGCAGUGCCAGUCCCGCCACCUUGACCAGGUGCAGCCUGGUCCACUUCCAGGGCAAUGGUGGCUGGCAGGCUGUCUACAGCCGCAUGCUGAACUCGGUCUACAGCCAGUACAUGGUGCAUCGGCGUACGCUGGCCCUCUGGAGGGACCUCGCUUUGGACCUCCUCCCCAAAACCCUCCAAUUCCUGCAGCACUGCAGUCUGGCACUCGGCCCCCGGCAUGGCUGUCCAGCACUCCGGCAGCAGACACAAGCCUAUGGGUUGCCGGAGAUAGGGGCCUUCAACAGGAUCCUCGACAGCCUUCUUCAGAAACACCUCGCACGUGACCGGCAGAAGGUCCCAGUAGAGCACGGUGCGAUCCCACCAGGUGGAACCCUGGCUAUACCCCCUCACCAGCACCAGCGAGUGCAUCUUGAUGACGAAAUCCAGCCCAGGGAUCACGUACUGUCUGCUAGCAUCUUCGCUGUGGCCUAUAUUUGGGGCUUUGGAGGACAUCUGCACUCCAGUCACCGACUUCAGUUUGACACAUUUGCUCGACAAGCCUUGGAGAGCAGUCUCUACCCCGUCAGUAUCCCAAAACCCGGCCUGGUCUUUGAUUACUACAUCAACUCCAUCAGUGGAUGCCUGGAGACACUUUACAGAGACCCUGAGGAAGUGACAUGGAGAACAAAAAUACCCUAUUACAUCCUUGUCCCCGAGCUGGAGACCUACCUGAAGUUACUGGAGCUGCUGACUUCGCUGGGACAUUCCAUCUUCCUGGUCGGGGAGCCACUCUCUGGGAAGACCAGCUUCGUGCAGGCAUUGAACGGGUUGGGUUCCUUACCUCAGGUGUACAGGAUGCCAAUCCGCACCAGCACCCAGCCCAGGGACGUCUGGCAAUACGUGGCAGAUCGAGUCUUUCUCCGCAACGGGCAGUCCUCAUCACUGCCUCUCAACGCCAAAGGUUUCCUCUUCUUCCUGGAUGAUGUUCACCUGGCACCCCAGAAGCAGGGAUCCAGAUGCCAACCGGUGUCUGAGGCUCUUCGCCAUUCUCUGACCUGUCAUGGCACCUACUGUGGAGACUGGCUCCGGUUCCGGUCCCUCCACUCUACACGGGUCAGCUACAUUGCAACGUGCUCUCCGCGCCACGGGCCAUGGGGCUCCGUCUGGGCUCGCCUCACCCGCCUGAUGGUCGUGUUGGCCCUCCCUGCACCCACCUGGGGAAUGCUGAGUACCAUCUACAGGCCUGGUGUGCUGUCCUGGUUGAAGAGCUUCCCCACCAGCACCAUCUCCGGGCAUGACCUCUUCGCCAAACGUCUCCUUUAUGCCACAAUUGACCUGUAUCAGAAAGUGAGGAGAACGUUCCUACCAUCUCCCAGCCACCCGCACUACCUGUUCUCCUUGGCCGACAUCAGCAAGGUUCUCCAGGGUCUCUGGUUGAUGGACCCGUCGAGCAUCAGCCCCCGGACAGAGGGUAAGCUGAGCAAUUCUGAGUCCGAGGCAUCGCACGCCCCACUAGCUGUCACCAAAACCGUGGUCAGCCUGUGGCUGCACGAGUCGAUGAGGACCUUCUCGGACUGCCUUGUGAGCGAGGAGGACAGAGAUGCUCUGUCCAUUGCCCUGCACAGAGUGGCUCACACCCACUUCUUCACCCACAGCAUCGAGUUCCUCUUCGACCAGUCACUACUGCGAAUGGCGGUGGAACCCCAGACUUGGGCCAACCCACCAGAUCCACUGGAUCAACACCAGGCCAACUGUCCAGCCGCCCUGCAGAUACAGGAUGCAGCUGAAGAGGGAGAGACGUCCCCAGGGGAACACAUCAACCGUCAAGAGCCCAACAGCCACUUGAUGGAUAGUCAACACAGAAUGGGUCUGAAUUUGGCAGCCUUAAGCACAGAAACGGUGUUAACCCAUGAAGUGCCCGUGAAUGAGACCUUCUCGUCAUUGGGUUUCGGUGAUCAGACACCCUGCAGCAAGUCAAGUGUUCCACAAGUCAUCUCAGCGACCCAAAGCACAAAUCUCAGCCCGUCACCCAGCCACAGUGAGGCCAGGGCUCAGCGCGGAAACCACAGGCAGUCCACGUCCAUAAAACCCCUGCUGCCUCUUCACCUGCUCCACACCAGAGAAUCUCUGAGAGACCUGAUCUUCAGCAAGGCAGCAAUUCGACCAGAAAACCGACAGCAAAUGAACUCCCCGCAGUGGAACCCUUACCGGGAGGUGACCCACGAGCAUUUGGCCCAACAGCUGCGACAGAUGGUUCAGAGGCAGAACCAGAAGUUCAGAGCCAACCAGCAGAUCAUCUUCUACAAGGAGGCGGUAUGCCACUUGGCCCACAUCUCCAGGGCCCUGAGCUUGCCCGGAUCACACUGUGCCCUGAUGGCCCCCACUCACUGCACUGGUCGGAAAACUUUGCUCAGGCUGGCUGCGUACCUCCACAUGGCCACGGUCUUUGAGCUGGAUGGUCAGAUGUCCAGUUCGGAAGUGGCUGGCGUGUGCCAGCGAGCGAGCAGGCACGCUGGGCUCCAGGGGAGAUGUACGGUCAUCGUAGUUCAUGACUCUGUGGGGCAAGACACCCUGCAGAACGUGCUGGACGUGGCAGCAGAGGGCUGGUUCCCUGGACUGUACUCCCCCUCUGAGCUCACCCGAGUGGCUGAGCAGUUCACCAGCAGCAGGAAGCUACCAUGGAGCAAAAAGCAAGAGCAGGUGCUGGAGAAGUACUUCCAAGCCGUACGCCAGUGCCUACACAUCGUGCUGUUACAGCCAGUUGGUGCUCACAGACUGGCGUCAAGGGCGGGGAGGGGUCCGGUCCGCCUGUCCCACCUCCUGGGAUCCUGCGGCUACAUCGACGUGUGGCAGCCGUGGAGCGAGCAGGCACUGACCGACAUCGCCACCUCCCACAUGGGGUUUGGAAACCUCUCAACGUUGACCAGGAGCAUCGGACCUCUGUUGGUUCAGAUAGGGACGCUGCUCCCAAUCAUCACCAAGAUCAUGGCACUAAUUCACCAGUUGGCACUGAGCUACGCCAAUCAUUUGGCUCCCUCGCUGCCACUCAUUACACCACGACAUUAUCUAGACUUCAUCAACCUGUUCUUGAUGAUAUUCCACCACCUGGAACAAUCAGAGGGCUCACAGAUCGAGAGGAUGGAGCUGGGCCUGGACAAGAUAGAGGAAGUGUAUAACAUGGCUGAGGAGCACCGGAAGCAAAUAGAACACUUCAAACAGCAACUCCAGCUUACGGCACAGGAGCAACGGCUGCUGCAGGAACACUACGCCCAGCUGCGGAGCGACUUCAUGCUCACCUUACAGAAGAACCGGGAGGAGGAGAUCCGCCUGAGCCUGCUGCAGCAGGAACUGGAGGCUGCCCGCCAGGCCUUCGCCAAGGAGCACGGCACGGGCAAGUCUCUCUAUGAGACGGCAUUGGAGGCCCUCAGGGCACUGAGCUCCAGUGACCUUGACGAAGUGCGGACAUACCGGGUCCCACCGCGCUCCGUGGUGGCGGUGAUGAACACCGUGUGCAUGAUGUUCGGCAGGCCCAAUGGAUGGGAGAGUGCAAAGCAGUUACUCAGUCAGCCAACCUUCUACCAGGAUCUGGAAUUCUACGACAAGGAGAACAUCCCGGAUCACAUCUUCAGGACACUGGAGAGCGUUGUGCUCCGGCCGGAACUGCAGCCGGCCGCGGUCCGCGAGGCGAGCAGGGCGGUGGAAUCUUUCAGUCUGUGGAUCCGGGCCAUAUACUACCAUGCCGCGGUGGUCCGAGAGUACAGCCCCGUCUUCAUCAACCAGUUCCAGACCCUGAUCGACGAGGCGCAGGCUGCCCUGGGGGUGCUACGGAAGCGCGCCUUCGAGAUGAAGACGGCUCUGGUGGACCUGUUGCGGAAAGACGGCGAGAAGUACCUGGCGGGCAUCGAGUCGCUGACGGACAUUGGUGAGGAGCACCUUCUGAGGCUUUUGGGGCAGAAGGAAAUGGAGCUGGUGGGAAGGCUGAAGGAGCAGCAGUGGCAGACGCAAGUCGAGCUGAUGGAGUGCCAGAGGGAACUGGAGCGCAGCGAUCGGCUGAUCCAAGCCCUCUACCCCCACCAGUCAGACUGGAAGGAGGUCCUGCAGCAGUGCCGGGACUGCAGGACAACUGUUUCAGGCGACAGUCUGCUAACUGCGGCCGCCGUUGUUUACCUGGGACCCUUCACGGAAAAGACGCGGCAGGAGUUACUGGAGAAAUGGAAAGUCGCCUGUUAUAGCGGCAGGAUGGAGACAGAACACAGGGACGCACGGAUGGAGCUGCUGGGGACGUUGGCUGAAGGAUCCCCCUCCUCCCGAGCAGCAGGAGAGGAACCCACUGGCACCCCUGCUACCUUCAUCCCGAGUCGGAAGAGUUUCCUGCUGCUGGACACGCUGAGUUCACUGCGCGAACAGCUGGAGUGGAACCAGCUCAAGCUUCCGGUGAAUGCCACGGCCAGGAUCAGCGUCCUGAUCGCUCGUCUGCAGCUCCAGUAUGCCGCAACUCCCUGGCCGCUGUUCGUCGACCCCGACCUGCAGACUGGACUCUGGAUGGGAGUCCUGCAGGCUGGAGAUGGACCACGGCUGGACCGGCCGGUGCUAGGAGACUCAGUUGCAAGUGUACGAUCGGUGGAGGUGGAACCAGAGGCGCAGGACGGACCCGGUGACGUACUGAUGGACGGCCGUGCUGUCGGGAGCGGAGACAUCGACUGGGCACCGGAGCUGAUACAGGAAGAACCACCCAACAACCUCUGGGUCUGUUCCAUCACCAGUGAGAGCCUUGAGCGGCUCCUGCUGACAGCGGCCUUCAACGGAAUUGGGGUCUUGGUCACGAACGUUGAACUCUGCCCGUUCCCUCCCAUUUUGAGGGCUUUCCUUGCGGUCAGCCGCUGGCAGGUGGCUGUGGACGGCUGGAACCUCACCUUCGGGACACUUCGAGUCCGCGUCAAACCAACAUUCCGUCUCUACCUCAGCACCUCGCUGCCACUCCAAAGCAUCGAGUCAGAGAUGGACCCAGCCAUGCUGAAGCUGGUGAGAGUGAUCGACCUGACCAUCAGUCCAUCAGGGCUGCAGGAGCUGUUCCUGAAGGAAGUUCUGUAUUUCGAGAGGGCACGGGUGGAAGACCUCAGCCUCACUCGUCAGAUGGACAUCAUGUACCUGCGACACCAACUCCAGGUCACCCAGGAGGAGCUAAUGGACAAGGUCAUCGAGACAGCCACCAGUCUGCUCAACAACCCAACCAUCCACGAGGAGGCACUGCGGAGCCAGAGGGCCAAGAUGGAGAUUCACAGUAAGCUCAAUGCUCUGGACAAAGCGGACAAUCCCAGUGCAGCCAUGGACAACCCUUACGUGCUGAUCUCCAACAUCGGCUCUGAGAUGUACUGGGCACUCGUCCACAUCUCACACCUCAGCGCCUUCUACUACUUCUCCAAAGCUGGCUUCAUGAACGUGGUGAGGGCUGCCCUCUCGAGCCGCCGCCUGAGUGCCCCCCAUCACCCCCCAGCCACCGGCAGCUGCAAGGAACGCUACAUGGACCUGAUGGACUACCUCAUCUCCCGCAUCUACAGCCACUUCCGCUGCUGCAUGUUCACCAGUCACGCUCGUCUCUACCGAUUCCUGGUGGUCAUCGGCUACAUGAAGGUGUUCAACACAGUGACGCCAGUGGAGUGGGAGCUCUUCCUGAGGGGCACCCAGGACCUGGAGCUGGGCGACAGGAUACUCUACUGUCCCCAUAGCCGUCCCACCUGGAUCAGCGAGGAGGUGUGGAGCAGCUGUGCUGUCCUCGAACUCCUGCCCGCCUUUGGCAGCCUGCGGGACUCGCUGGUCAGACAAGGCAGCCAGUGGCAGGAGUACUUCCGGCUCCCCUGCACGGUGAUUGGCACUGUCCCAUGCACCAACUUCGGCCACCUCAACACCUUCCAAAAAGCCAUCCUGUGGCGGCUCUUCAAGCCCAACACCCUGAGUCUGGUGGUGGAGCAGGUGGUGACUAGUAUUCUGGGAGGUGCCCUCCACAGGAACCAGUGGAUGACUGUCCCCCCCCUUUCCACCUACAGCAAACAGAUGGUGCCCAUCAUGUUCCUGAUGCCCCAGGACAACUCGGUCAACCUGUCCACACAUCCCCUCUACUGGAUCAGGCAGGCAGCGACUGAGCGACACAUGCAGAACAAAGUGCGAAUCAUUUCUCUGGGAUCGAACGAUCAGACGGAAGAAAUUCUCCGAGAGAUGCGGGUGGCAAUGAGCAAAGGCCACUGGCUGGUGUUGAACAACUGUCACCUCCUGCGGCACUGGGAUCAGCGUCUCAUCACCAACUUCACUCACAUCGUCACCGCCUUUGAAGUCAUCAAAGUGGCUGGGCCCUCAGCUCCGAGGGGGGGAGAUACCUGUGAGGAAUCAGGAAAAGCUGUCCCAACGAUGGUGACAGAAUCGGGGGAGAGAAUCCACUCAGAUUUCCGUCUCUGGUUCACCUGCCGGAAUGAAACGGAUUGCUCUGUGCCCGGAGUGAUCCGCCGGUACACGGGGAAGCUGGUGAUCGAGACUCCAUCGACACUGCGGAGCACACUGAUAUGUGCCCAUACCCAAGCGCAGAGUGAGCAGAGAGAGCGGAAACACUCCGAGGCCAUGAGUCUCCUCGUCGUCCUGCACGCCGUCCUCCUCCAUCGUCAGCACUACAGCCUCUGGACACAGGCUCGCUCCUACCGCUGGACACAGGCCGAUCUCUUCGCUGCCCUUGAUAUUCAGCGGAAGUUGCAGGCGACCUGGGGUAAUUCAGAGAUCCUGCUCGAGCACCUUGUAGAGCUGGCUGUAUAUUCGGGUCAUCUGUUGGACACAGGGGAUGAGGAAGCCUUGAGGAGCGUAAUCAACCACUGUCUGAGAACCAGUGGCCAGACCGGCUCCAGCAAAGGGAUCUGCAGCCUCAUCAGCCAUCUCGGCAGCUCCACAGGCGAGCUGACUCGAGCGGACAUCGAGCAGAUGCCGAACCGCCUGGAGACGGCGGCGGUCGGGAUAGGCGACGGCUUCAAACGGCGGCUGCUGGAGGAGCGCGCCGCCGACAUCAGCCGCAUCAUCGACCAAUCGCAGGCGCCGGUGGCGAGCGGAGGCGUGGGCACGGGCACAAGCAGGAUCGGCGCGUGCCUGUCUAGGCUCCUGAGACUCUGCGUCCCGGCGGGGGCGACACGGGAGACGGGGAAUACGGAACCGCUCCGGCGCUUUCUGCUGCGGGAAUGGCGCUGCCUCCAGAUGCGAAUUUGUCGCAGCGUGUGCGCGCUGUGUUGCGCCCUGGAAGAGCUGGAGGGAGCGCGCGUCUGCAGCGCGGGCACGCAGCAGCUGUAUGAGGCGCUGGAGGAGGGCUGCGUUCCCCGCAGCUGGUGGCCGGGAGCGCGCACUCGCGCCCCGCUCCCGCUUUGGCUGCGGUCCGUGGAGUCCGCGGUCCGCUUGCUCCACGAGUACCUGUACGGCCCCGUGCCCGCCGCCUACAACCUGUCUGCCUUCUGCCGGCCGCGCGCCUUCCUCUUCUCCAUCCUGCAGCGGCGUGCCCGCGAGGAGCAGCGCGCCCUCGACGCUUACCGUGUCCGCGCACAGGUGCUGAGCAUCUUCCUCCCUCCCACCAGUCCUCCAGGGAAUGGCGUCUACAUAACUGGGCUCCAGUUACACGGAGCCCUGUGGGAUAACAGGUUGGGUCUACUGCAAGACACGCUCUCUGACAAACCGUGCAACAUGCCAGUAGUGUUGUUCACAGCCGAAAUAGCAACAGGGACAUCAGGCAGCCCUUCGCCUCACCCACAGUAUGAGUGCCCUGUUUACCUGGGAGUGGAAAGCGAGGCCGUGGACCUGACGGACAACAACCUCAUCACUUACCUCUCCCUUGGGUCGAAGAUGGACGUCCUGGUGUGUGCCCAGAGGCGGGUUCACAUUGUCAGCAUUCUCUGAAGACCAGUUGCUCAGUGCCAACAGCUUGUCAAAAAUAAACUUUGAAGAAGUAAUAAAAAUAUAUUUAUACAAAAGUUAAUCGGACUGGUGUGGACGUGUUAGGUAAUGUGGGAAUUAAAGAAUGGUGUCACCCACCCCGA
Molecule: messenger RNA, 14410 nt
Organism: Mobula hypostoma (lesser devil ray)
Lineage: Eukaryota; Metazoa; Chordata; Chondrichthyes; Myliobatiformes; Myliobatidae
Product: dynein heavy chain domain-containing protein 1
Exons: 41
Coding region: 57-14270 (4737 amino acids)
Biological process (GO): flagellated sperm motility
Cellular component (GO): sperm flagellum; inner dynein arm
Molecular function (GO): dynein intermediate chain binding; ATP binding; dynein light intermediate chain binding
Source: RefSeq, a predicted model, not a curated record